CUUUUCCACCAGCUGGCUGGGAGCACUGGCUUUGUUUGGAUGUUUGGGAUUAACAAAAAAUAACAAAUCUGCAGAAUCUGCUGUCCACCUCCCCUCUGUUGAAAUCUGGUUCUGGAAAUAUCGGUGAAUUCUGGUCCGCAUUAGUGUGUAAUUAGGCGUGUAAUUGUCCGCUUGCGUAGUCAAUUUUCCAACCACAGUGUUUGUGCGAUCAGUUCGACCAAAUCUCAAACAACAAAACAUAACCGGGGGACGGAACUCUUAGCACCCAAAUGACCAACAUCGAGCAGCACCAUGACGUGGUUAAGGAAAGCUUUUUUCACUUCAUCCGCAAACAUAUACCGAAAGCGGACCUGAGCAUCGUCGACGAGAUCGUGCUGUCGUACGUAAUAUCCAUCCUCGAGGAAGCCUCCCAGGAUCCGUGCUUCGAUGUGGAAGGCUUUAUUGAGAUGAUGUCGGCGUACUUUAACGACUUUGCGAACAUCGAACCGGAAACGGUGUGCGCCUGGAUAUUCGAGCUGGAAAAUCAAAUCUCCAACAAGAACCCGAACUCGAAGUCGGAAUCGAACAAUCUGUCGCUCAACUCGCUGUCCCUGGUCGAUAUGAUACCGGAGGAGAAGCUGCGGGGACGCCAUUCGUCCGAAUCGGACCGGGAGGGGAUGGGACACGACUCGCACAAACGUACCCAUCGCCUUUCGGACAGCGAUGGCGGCUCGACCGAGGGCUGCAACUACGACCUUUUUGCGGAGCAGUGCGACAUUCUGCAGGAAAUGUUUCCCGACAGUUCAUUUAUCGAGGUCAAGCAUUGCACUCUGAUCGCGAAUGGAGACGUCGAUCGGGCGACACAAAUACUGCUCCAUCGGCAGGAGGCGGGCCAAAGCCUGAAGGGCCCAUCGAACAAUAUGCUGCAGGCGAACAAACCCCACCAGCAGGUGGACGAACACGAGCUUAAAAAUCGCAUCAUCUCCAAAUAUUCGUACGUGGAUAAGGACCGGGAGGACAGCCGGGAGUACAAACCGGUCGCCCCGAAGGUGGAGCCGAAGAAGAUGAUCCGAUACCGCGACAACAAGAUCGUCUCGUUCAAGGGCGAACGGUACACGGAGGUGUCGCGCCGCGGCGGCGAGGAAGAGACUGAACUCAAAAAACCUAAGAAACCUAUCUGUCCGUAACUAAUGAUACUCAUCAGCCCCACACUCACUAGUUCAUAGCGAAACGUUAAACGCUUCAUCGAAGCUGCUGUAGUGCAACCAAUCCCCGCUGGACGUGUAACGUGUUCCACGAUCGCCCCCCUCAAAGACCGCCACGAUUGGUGGGACUUUGGGUGAUCGUAAUCAUCCCCCCCCCCUUCCCACUGUGCAAAAGGGCAUGCUGCUGAUUUUAGCUGCCCGUUAAUCUCAAGACUUAUAGUCAUUCUUCUCGCAGUAACACAAAAACAAAACCCAUAACCCAUCAUCACCUGGCAGGGUGCGCCCAAUGGUCGCACACGCACAGUUGUGGUUGGUGUAACAUCGAUCUGACGAACCGAAAGGCGAAGAGUUCAGCAAUGAGAUAGUAGUAGUUUAUCACCCCUCCCCACCCCCCUCACUCCCCCCCAGGAAAUGUGGCAAUUUUCAGCUACCUAAUUUGAACGUAUUUUAUAGUUGUACAAAAUGAGCGGAUGUGUUCUCGUAGGCGUAACGGAAUAGUCAAGUUGCGGGACGGCAUGUGGAGGACGAUGAUUCGAUUUUGUGGUAGGCAAAAACAUCUCCUGUGUACUUAAUUUAUAUUAUGUGUGUGUGUGUGCAAUUACACAGACAGUUUUCCUCAUACCGAAAAGGGGUUUGCGAGAAAAGAGAAGAGUUUUUCUUGAUGCGCCAACCCUGCUCUAAGUGGAUGGAAGAGAGCCGGUGAGCAUCGAUAUUCUAAUGGGUUCCGUUACUACUUAGUUCCUUUGCAAGGGAAACCAGUGCCGCUUCCUCCUGCAUUCCUUCCCUUUCCUUUGUAUUAUUAAUUAGGUAAUCGUAAUAUAUACGUGUAUAAUAAUAUUAACAGAAAUAAAAAGAAAACAACAACAUGACAGUCAACCUUAA
Molecule: messenger RNA, 2066 nt
Organism: Anopheles gambiae (African malaria mosquito)
Lineage: Eukaryota; Metazoa; Arthropoda; Insecta; Diptera; Culicidae
Product: CUE domain-containing protein 2
Exons: 6
Coding region: 270-1166 (298 amino acids)
Source: RefSeq, a predicted model, not a curated record